This is a messenger RNA of Culex quinquefasciatus (southern house mosquito), 509 nucleotides long. Its product is annotated as viral IAP-associated factor homolog. Gene Ontology annotation, cellular component: cytoplasm. The coding region runs from base 22 to 474 and encodes 150 amino acids. Lineage: Eukaryota; Metazoa; Arthropoda; Insecta; Diptera; Culicidae. The record is from RefSeq and is a predicted model, not a curated record. The transcript has 2 exons. Gene Ontology annotation, biological process: protein folding.
AUCCCAAAAACUUAACUCAAAAUGCAGGACCCCAACGAAGACACCGAGUGGAACGAUGUCCUCCGCGCCAAGGGAAUCCUUCCGCCGAAGCCAAAAGAGGCGGAAAUCACCGAGGAUGACAUUAUCGGCAUGAUUGAGAACACGAUCGAGCAGAAGGCGAACGGCGGCAAAGACAUGUCCAAGAUGGGCCUGGACGAACUGGACGAGCUGGAAGAUUCCGAGGACGAAGCUGUGCUGGAGGAGUACCGUCGCAAGCGGAUAGCCGAGCUGCAGCAGCUGGCCCGGAAGGCCAAGUUCGGUUCGUUGCUGGAGAUUUCCGGCCAGGACUACGUGAACGAGGUGACCAAGGCCGGUGAAGGAAUCUACGUCGUGCUGCACCUGUACAGCCGAGGAGUUCCGUUCUGUUCGCUGGUCAAUCAGCAUCUGUCCCAGCUGGCGCCCCGUUUUCCGGCCCGACUUUUUGGCGAUUUUUGAGCAAAACCCCUAUCUCCAAACGACGAUAACUCAGG